AUGGCAAGGAAUACCCGUAACAGUUCUAACAGUGGUGCUGCUGGUGAUGGUGCCGGCAAUGGUGGUGCUGCGCAAGUUGAAAUGGGACAAGUGUUGGGGGUGUUGGCGCAAAUCUUGGAAAGAUUGGUUCCACAGCCGGCUAUGAAUCUGCUAGUGCCGAACGUGCCACCUGCGGUACCAGAAGUUCCAUCUUACUUGACAGUGAUGGACCAUAUGCUGAAACUGGGAACUAAGUACUUCUCUGGUGGUGCAAAGCCUAUUGAGGCGGAUGAAUGGAGAAGUUGGCUUGAGAGGAACUUUAGUUUUGUUCGGUGUCCACAGGAGUAUCGAAAGGACAUUGCGGUGCAUUACUUGGCUGAUGAAGCGCAUACUUGGUGGUUGGGGGUAGCCAAUCGGUUGCCGAAUCCGAACUGUUCGUGGGAAACUUUCCGGGACUUGUUUCACGCUAAGUACUUCCCACAAGAAGCGCGUGACCGGCUUGAGACUGAGUUCUUGGACUUGCGUCAAGGGACAUUGACUAGGAGGGAAUAUGAAGCUAAGUUUAAUCGCCUUAAGAGGUAUGGGGGACAUGAAAUGGAGGAAGAGCAGGUUCAGGUUUGUCGAUUCCUGCGAGGGAUGAGGAUCGAUGUUCGUAAUCUUUGCAUGAUUCGUAACUAUGCGACCCUUUCCGAACUUGUGGAAAAGGCGGCGAUGCUAGAAGAUGUUCUUGCUGAGGAAGCAAAGAUGGUGGCUAAGCAGGUGUCGACCCCGACGGUACCGCAAGGUAAACUAGGGAACGGUGCCGGGCAAAAGAAAAGCUGGGGGAAAAAAGGUUUCUUAGGAAACCCAGUGUGCUCCACUUGUAAGAAGGUCCACUCUGGUACGUGCAGACUCCUUACCAGAGAUUGUCUUCAAUGCGGUAGCAGGGACCACAAGAUAACCGACUGUCCGGAGAGGGAGAGAGUGGCUGACACGCGAGUGUGCUACAAUUGCGGUGAUCCUGGUCACUUAAGGCCUAACUGUCCGAAGCUUGGGUAG
Molecule: messenger RNA, 1017 nt
Organism: Camelina sativa (false flax)
Lineage: Eukaryota; Viridiplantae; Streptophyta; Magnoliopsida; Brassicales; Brassicaceae
Source: RefSeq, a predicted model, not a curated record